Messenger RNA from Adelges cooleyi (spruce gall adelgid), 2094 nucleotides. RefSeq names its product gamma-1-syntrophin (gene Syn2). Bases 199 to 1683 code for a protein of 494 amino acids. The record is from RefSeq and is a predicted model, not a curated record. Gene Ontology annotation, cellular component: intracellular anatomical structure; dystrophin-associated glycoprotein complex. The transcript has 11 exons. NCBI's taxonomy places the organism in Eukaryota, Metazoa, Arthropoda, Insecta, Hemiptera, Adelgidae. Gene Ontology annotation, molecular function: structural molecule activity; protein binding.
CGGUAUAGUGUUCAGUGUCAGACCGCGUUCCGUCUUGGCCGGCAGUCCCUCGAUUUCGGUUUUCCAAAGAACACGCACACACACACACACACACACGGUUCCGAUAGUGAUAUUGUCGUUGGUGCGAUGAACACGCCGACUUAGACACACACCAGGACGACCACCUGCUUUGACGGUUGUGACCAAAUCGUAAAAAUUAUGCGUCUCAACUUGAACAGUAAUGAAGAGUCGGACAUCAAAGAAAGAUUCGUGAACGGCGUAAAGGCAAAGACGGGAUUAGUUCGGAUAAACGAUUCUAACAGAGGAUCGAUAGCGGUGCGGUUGGUGUUGACGUUGGAAUGCCUGAAGCUUCAGAAGAAAGAGGAUGUGGACAAUCAUCCGUCAUCGUCGUCGUCGGCCGAAGACACCUUAGAUAACUUUCAGCCCAGCCCGAACUACUAUCUGAGGUAUGUGACGGUGACGAGAAAAAACGGCAGCCUCGGCAUAAGCGUAAAAGGCGGACGAGAGAACAACUUGCCGAUACUUAUUUCUAAAAUACCCGAAGGAGGAGCGGCUCACAAUACCAAAAGAUUAUUCGUGGGCGACGCAAUAAUCAAAGUUAACGACCAUUUGAUUACAAACGUAUGCCACGACGAUGCUUUGCAAAUGCUACGAAGUUCCGGACACAACGUGACGCUAUUAGUUAAGCAUUACAAAGCAGCAGCACCGUUCUUGCUCGGGCCCAGAGGAAAUAACAAUAACAAUAAUGGAGAGAGCGAAGAGGAGGAAGACGACGUUUGGGUGGAUUUUAUCUCUAUUCCCUUAUUGAUGGGUUACGUGACCAGGUACGUGCAAGGCACCGACAAGCUGCGGAGAAACGGGUUCGAAGUGCACGGGAUGAACGGCACUAAUUCCAGUAUUAUUCACUGUGACAACGUCAACAGUUUGUCCGAAUGGAUCAAAUGCAUUACGGAAAACAUUGCUAACUUAGCGGAAAUACAAAUCAAGCUGUACAAUUUAAAUUUUGGCAUCAACGAAAAAAUCGAAUACAUGGGUUGGGUAAACGAAGGCGUGUUGAACAAUAACCAUCCGUGGCAAAGUUACUGUGCCAGGUUUAUGAUAAUCAGAGGGCGAGACGUUCUGCUGUUCGAUACACCUCCAAUGUCCAUAUCUGAGUGGUUGGACUGUGAAGUCGUGUAUAAGCUGUACGAGUCAAUGUUAAGAGUUGUGAAGGACACCGAAAACGUAGACCAGAGGCAAAAUUGCUUCCUGCUACAGACGUGUAGCGGAGUUUCCCGGUACUUUUCGAUGGAAACCAAACAAGGUCUGCUGGACGUGCAAUGCGCUUGGCACCGGUCGAUUUGUACGUCCAUGAUGAACAUUAAAAGUAGAACGUUUUACGUUUUGCACGGAAACAACCAGCAGCCGUCCAAUCUAAUACUGGACUGGGAUAACGGGUUCACCCUGUACGACAACUGGACCAACUCAAACAUUUGGACUUACAAAUUUUCAGAGCUCCGGGGCUCGUCGGACGAUCAUAUUUCCCGGUUGAAACUUCAUUUCAACAACGCCGGUUGUAUUGAGACCAAGGAACUGGUUUGUCAAGAUCUGCAGAGCUUACUGUUUUGCGUGCACGCUUUUUUGACAGCAAAAGUGGUUUCAGUGGACCCUUCGUACUUGAACACGGAUAGCAUUCAGCAAUAAUUGCAACUUGCAAUACAAUAUUAUGAUGUUCUUAUAUUUUAUUAGCAAAACUUUUACGUAUCAUCAUAGUCCAUAAUAUACCUAAUAUAUAAAUUGUGUAAUAAAAAAUUAAUAAACGCUUGAUCGACAAAAUGUCAUAAUCACAUACCGUAUGCGUAUGCAGGUAUGUAUUAUACGGGUGUUUCAAAUAUUAAUAAUUAUGGCGAAGAAUGUUUUUCUUAAAAUUGGACCUGGGAAAUUAAAUUUGCAAAACGAUGAUUUUUCAUAUAAUAUUUGAUACUCGUGUGCCUUCACGAUUUUGUAUACUUACCGCCCUUUGUCCUUUACCCUCGUGUAAGUUUUUUUUUUUAUUAAAUUGUAUUUAUCUUUAACGUUUAGUUUAAUAAAAAACAAAGACUUUAUAGGCGCGAA